Molecule: messenger RNA, 16717 nt
Organism: Paramuricea clavata
Lineage: Eukaryota; Metazoa; Cnidaria; Anthozoa; Malacalcyonacea; Plexauridae
Source: the annotation of a GenBank genome assembly
AAAGCGUUCCCGGGAAGAUUUCAAAAUGGCGGCGGUAAGUGAAUUUUUUUGCCAUGUGCUUUGUAGUCAUAAUUGGCUUUAUUUUUACCUAAAUGGUUGUUUUAAAUCAGAGUUUGGUGAAUGAGCCGUUUUAAUAACAUUUUAAUUCCAUAAAACUGUUUUUCUGUCAGGGGAACGUAUUCAAAAUAGGCAAAUCCAGUGUAAACAUUACAAUGUUUUGACAAGUUGUUUUACUGUAUAUAUAAAUCUACUUCACCUGUACAUACAGUCUAAGACUGUAAGUAUCUGUAAGGUGAAUUAUUUUACUGUACUACUAGUACCGUAAAAAUCAUUGAAGUAAGGGUAUUAUUACUAUUAUACACUUUAAUAUUGCUGGAUUAUCAGAUUGGAAAGUUUGCAAAAUGUGCAGGCGAGACAAAAUUUUGGCUAACAUCAAAGUUCCCAGACUGCUAACUUUGCUGUGUGCACGGAAGAUAUUCUGUGUGCAUUUUUUUAGAUGAAGUGCAUGUGUUUUAAGAAUUGAAGUCAGGUGUGCAUUAUGUGAGCACUUUGCACAGAAUUCUUUUAUUUUUUUUGACAAAAUGUACUUUUAAAACUACUCAAAAGUUUGAUACUUUAGUGAUGUCACUGAUGUGCGAAUUUCCUCACUUAUCAUCUGAGUGCGCAUUCUGUCCCUUCUGUGAAAUAUUUAUAAGUGCACAUUUUUUGGCCCAACAAAAUCACACUCGGUGUGCAAUUAGCAAAGCUAGCAGUCUGGCAUCAAACUCACCAGGCAAAAAGAAAUCCUGUGAUUGCCAUUUCCCAACUAACCUUGUUUCCCUUGUGUUUUUGGAUUUUGUUGGAUUGUUUACUUGCCCACAGACCUAGGGCAAGCCUCUGAGUUUGUGGGUUUGAUUCUCACUAAGGACUCAUGUGAAAAGAGUUGGUCAAUGCUCUGCCGAAAGUCGUGGGUUCUCUUGAUCUGGGUGCUCUGGUUUCCUCUCACAGGGAAUGUUGACAGGGUGGAUUAGGAUAAACAAAGUUAAUAAUUAAGUAUAUCACAAUCAUUGUAAAGAUUUUUUUUUAAUAGUCUAGGCUAAGUCAGACCUACCAAGUCUCCCACAUUUGGCGGGAGACUCCCGCAUAAUUUUGGAGUCAUUAAUCAUCUCCCUCCCACAUGAAGACAGUUUUCACAGUUUGAAGAAAUCUCCCGCAUUCCUUGUGUUUUACCAGUGCAGCACAGUAGUGUUGGGUGUGCUACCGGAACAAACUAACAAAUCAUAUGAUGCAUGUCCAUUGAUAUGUGUUGCACAGCUGAGCAAGAGUGCUCUGAAUGCAGUCUUAGUUUCAAGGUCCUCUUAAAUGAAUUACUUAUAUUGCAAUCAUUUAGUCCUCGCUAGAAACUUCGUUGAGCUCAUGUUUAUUGUCAGCUCAUGUCACACACAGAAGAAUCACAAAUAUUUUAAUCUCCCUCAUUUUAUGUACCACAUAAUACUUGAUGUAAGCAUAACACUUGAUGUAAUAUGCAUAUUAUAUCCACAUGUAAAUUUGCACUAUAGAAAUGCUAAUCGUAUUCAUACUGACCCUAUUCUUUUACUUGCUGAAUGCUGAUGCUUUGGGAUACAAUAUGAUGCCACCUUUCCUAAAUUUAAGGCUGAAUUAGUUCUUAUACUGUAAAACCAGGUGUCUAAAUGACAAAUUUAAAGCUGCAUGUUCUUCAUCCGCUCUGUUCUUAUAAAAGGAUUUUAGUGGUAUAAGCUGAAGAUGUCCAAUAUCCAAAAUUUAGAUGUGGUGAACUGCGGAUGUUGGGAUAGUGGAGAUCAAUUGAUUGAAUUUCACUUUGUUUAGGCUGCAGCAGCAAAAGUUCAAGAAGUUCGAGACAUCACAAGAAUUGAGAGGAUUGGUAGGAUGAUUUUUAUAUUUGCAUGUCAUUAAAUCUUGAGCGAUCGUUAAGGGUGUACUGUUGUUAAGACAGCUCUGCUCCGUCUGCAGACUGGGAGACAGCUGUGGACCGAGAGAGAUAAAACAGCGGAUUAAGAGAGAUAGAACUACCAUGCAACUAUAAUUUUCAGAUAGUUCUAUAGCUCUCAAUCCUUAGGGACCAUUCAUUAUAAUUUAUGACUGGGGGUGGGCUGGCAAAAAAAGAGGGUGGGUCAUGAGUUAUUUUUUACCGAAAAAGGGAGGCCACCUAAAAAUAUUGGUUCAGAAGGGGGGGUCCAGUUAUUUAUUAUACAGUUAGUGGUAUUAUAGUGGAGAAAAAUUUGACAUGUAACAAUUAUUGCUAGCACAGGGAGCGAGCAAGGCAGCAAAUUUAAUUCAUGUAAAGUUCUAGGGAACGGCUGGAACCGAGCCUAGUAAAGUUCUGGCAUAAUUCUCAAUUUUAAUCAAGUCAGAUAGACCCAAAAUGCUAUGCACAAAUACCCAAAAUGCAAUGCGCGCAGCUAAUAUGAAAAAUAAUCGAACAUCUAACUUUAUAACUUUUGCCAUGAACUUGCCAUAUUUCAAUUAUGUACAGACUGUCAGUACAUAGUAAAAAAGAUAAUUAACAAGUAAGCGAUGUAGCGACAUUACGUCCAGGGAAAGUUUGGCAUAUACUAUAUACACUAGUUUACACUAGGUAUUUUAUACAUGGUUUAAUUUAGUAUUAUUAGGAGUUUGUCAGUUUACCGUGUGAAGUCCGAGUCAAAUCCGAGCCCGAGUCAAAUGUCCGAGUCACUAGCUGUUUAGCAGUUUUUGUAGUUCAUUGAUGUAGUACCCUAACCCUACUCCUAACCCAGGGCCGUAGCAACUGGGGGCGCUGGGGGGCUGCAGCCCUCCCCCCCAAUAAUUGCUAAUAAUCAUUCUUUUUCCAAAAUCAUGCAGCCUUUAUCAUUUAAAUAAAUAAUAAAUAUACCUUUAAAAUACUGACAAUUAAUUAAUUUUAAGCGGCUAAUUAAUCCCCAUGACAAACUGCAAAGAAUGAAGAUAUUACUCAUAUUUCCUACAACUUAUCCAAUAUAUAGUUAAUUAAAUAUGCCUCCACCCAUUUAGUGCUACUAAAUUGUAAAUUUCGACAUACUAGAAUGCUGUUUUCUUACCAUCGGAAUUCUGUCAAAUCUUCCCCAAAGUCCAGGAAAUUGCAUUUCAAAGACUCUAAAUUUAAAAAUUUCCUUGGGCCUUUGGCCCUUGCUUUCAGCUCCCCAAUAAAAAAGAGCUUCUUAUGGCACUGUAACCCUAACCCUACUCCUAACCCUAUACUCCUAACCCUAUACUCCUAACUCUAUACUCCUAACUCUAUACUCCUAACUGAUUUCACUCGUCAACAGGGAAGCUCUGCUAGGCAUGUCCUGAUUGUGCUCGGCAACUUUUGAGCCACUUUUUGUGUUUGGAGCAACUUUUUUCGGCUCGAGCAACUUGAAGCAACUUUUUCCUUUUUGAGCAACUUUUUACUACACUCUUAGCAGCUAAAAAUGGUAUGACCCACAGCUUUAGCCUCUUCGGCGCUCGGCAUGCGAUUAAUGGGUUAACCAAAAAAUCUGACAAUGUCAGAUGAUUUUACUCGUCAACAGGAAACUCUGCAGCUUAAUGGGAUAAAUAGGCUUGCAUAUUAAUUGUUGAAAGCACAAGUAAAUGAAAGAUCUGCUGCCUUUUACAACAAGUUUAAAGAGCUCAUUUCUAUACUGUACUGUACAUUUAUUAUAUUGUCGCUGGUGGGGGGGGUUACUAUUUUUUAGAAUUCAUGUGAAGGGGGUCAUUGAAUUUUUUUGUAAUGCAGGGGGUGGGGCAAGACAUUUUGUUUAGUUGUAAAUUGAAUUUUGCCAGCCCACCCCCGGUUAUAAAUAAUGAAUGAUCCCUUAGCUGUUUUAGAAGUAAUUACCAUUAGAUAAUAAAUAAAUAACUUUAUUCCAAUAAAAAUACCAAUAAUGGUAUAUUAAGAAUACAACAUGUAGGAAUACAGGGCUGUACAAAGGGGCAACUGCCCCCCCAGAGAAAACUAUAUUUACGAUUUUUAGAUUGUCAUUAUUAAUUAUUCUUUGGAUAUUUGGGACGUUUUUCGGCAUAUAGGCCUUACUGCUCCCCUGGUGAAAAAAUCCUUUGUACGGCCAAUAAACAAUGAUAUCUAACUACAUAACUGUAUCUCGUCAAAAACUGAAAGAAUAUCAUAACAAUAUUUAGAAAACCGUCUCAUGAUGCUUGUAUUAUGCAUAGCCAUAACAUAGUGAAACAAAUCUUCUAACUUGAAAAAUAUGAAAGAAUGAUUGAUUUUAUUUGACAUUUAACGCACUCGAGCUUAAGCAAGCGAUUCUCUGGAGGGUGUAGCUCUGUUGGAGAGGUUCCGGCUGCUUAGUUUACUCGGCAAGCCGGCUUACGAUGAACUCCAUUCUGCGCAGCUGUCUUCUCGGUAGAAGAGACUUUCAGCCAUCCCAGCAUCCCGACUUAACUAAUAUCAAUGAUGCCGAGAAUUAGCCUCUCCAAGGACAGAGCUAACGUCACACCACAGGUGGAGACGGAAUUAAUAAAAAACACCGAACGAAUAGUAACAUGAACGUACGAGACAUCUUACCUGGUAAGCAUACGAAGCCGAGCACGACUAACUAUAUGCACCUAACGACCAAAGGGGAACCAAAGAACGCUGGAUAACGCAGGAUACCAAUCUAAAAGAAAUCACCCGGUCUAGCCGGGGAGCAAGCCCGACGAGCGGGUGCGGCAUAAUGCAAAUAGGGACCUUUAGCAAAUAGGUGACGGCAACGCGACGACGACAGCCAAAAUAAACUCGUUCGAAUAAGUAACUUUAAGAUCAACAUGUCUUGUAUUAUCCGUUGUAUGAAUUUAUUGCAAUUUAAGGAGGUUAAGACAGAGGUUUAUAGUUGAGAAGACUUCUACUAAGCCAAUUUGGCGAGGACGACUUCUCGCGGCUUGAAAGGCAGACGUUGUGUACAAAACGUGAAAAUCUUUGGUUUGCUGUUGUAAACAGAGCAAGGACGAUGUCUAAAACUCCCAUGGGACCUUUAAUUAUGCAUUUUCUUUUUACACUGUCAUAAAUUUCAUUGUAUUAAUAGCCGUCGCCGUCCUGCUAGCUAAAGGCGCCUAAUAACGAACACAAAACCGGACAUUGCUAGCAAGGUUGACAAAAAGGACUACUCCCACUAUUUACGCUGUGCCAAGGACACACACACAGACAAUAAGCGCUUCACAGACAGACAUAAGGACUAAUGGUGAGGGGACAAACGAACGUACAAGCAGACGAACAAAUCACGAAAUUAAAUAUGCUGAUGCACAAAUACACACAUCGGCAAGCAGCCGAACACCCGGCAAGCAGCUGGACGGGGAGGGGUCAAUAGCCCACAUCACAACUCGUGCUUGAUGUUAAUUAUUUUUAUUGCAUAAACACAUAUAACUAAGUCAUCUAUGAAAUCCUGUCUUAAAGUUGCAAACAUUGUAUUUCUGCAUGACAUCACAUAAUGUUGUUCAUCUCCAACUUCAUUCAGAUCACAAUGUCUGCACACUCUAUCACAGCAAGGAUUAAUUUUGUAACAGCUUGGCAGUGUUUAAUUAACAUUUUGGAUUUCUAUUAGAUAUGUUCCCAUUUCAAAUUUUUUUUUAUUUUACUGAAGACUUUUAGUUUUCCAUUUUCUUUCAGUUGUUUUUUUUAUAAUAAUUCUUAAACUCUUCAUUAAGUGUAUUUUUCAAAUAAUGGCAAAAAUUUCCCGGAGUGUCAUGAGGGACUGUAAAGUACCUAAAAUUUCCAACAUCAAUUUUACACAUUUUCAGUAAAUAAUCCGUAAAAAUUGCUGGUUGAAGAUUCAUAUCCAUACACACUCGAGCAGCUUCGCCAGCCAGAGUUUUAUCGAAAACUUGCAUCCGUAAUGUGUAGCCAGUACUUAACGAUAUGCAAAGAAAUUACCAUAUGUUCUCAGUACUGUAAAGUGGUAACAUGUUUGGCUUUUUAUUCUGUUCAAUAAUAAUAAUAAUAAUAUCCUCGAUUUCUAUAGCGCACAUAUCCAAAAGUUCAAGGCGCUUUACAAAUAGGAAGAAGUAGAUACAAUUAUUUACAAUUAUAUACAUAUACUUAAAUAAUUAGAAACUUACAAACCCAUCUAUAUCAAUCAAAAGAAAGAUACAGGGAACUAUUACUAAUAAAAAGUUUAAAAGUCGAUAUGUACAGGAUUCUAAUAUUAAUUCUAAUAUUAAUUCCACCAAGUGAAGUGCAAGAAACCAAAUCAUUGAAUAUACAGGAUGCCUUCCGCAAACUGUAUGGAAGUUUGUUCCAUAGUUUUGGAGCACAUACAGCGAAGGAUCUGUCACCAUAAGUUUUACUUUUGGAAGAAGGCACCAGUAAAAGCUCAUUUGCAACUGAGCGGAGGGAUCGAGUAGAUGUUCGAUGUUGCAAACAACUAGACAAGUAAAAUGGACAGGCUUCAUUCAUUGACUUAUAAACCAAAAGAAAAAAUUUAAAAACGAUUCGGUGAUGAACAGGAAGCCAAUGUGGUUGAAUUAAGAGUGGCGUGAUAUGAUCAUAUUUCCGAGACCAGGUAACAAUCCGAGCAGCCGAGUUUUGCAUUGAUUGCAGCUUUGAAAGAAGAUGUUUAGGCAAGCCAUACAUGAGUGAAUUACAGUAGUCCAACUUCGUUGUUAUCAAGGCAUGGAUUAUGACCUCCACUGAUUUUUUCGUCAUUCUAGAAAUGUUCCUCAAAUGAAAUAAUGACUUGCAAACUUUCUUAUCAUGAUCAUCGUAGGAGAGUGUCUCAUCCAUAAUCACACCAAGAUUAGUAGCCGAACCUGAAAAAGGAAUCAAGUCAUUUCCAACUUUGAUUGCAUCGAGUGAAGGUCAAGGCCGAAACUUCGAGUGUGUAAGAACUGAUAUUGUUUUAUCAUUGAUCUUUAAUCCAUUAAAGAGCAUCCACCAGCGUAUUUCAGCUAUACAGUUUUCAAUACGAGCCUUCACCAAGUGGGAGUCACUAUUCGCCUCAAAAGACAUAUAGCUGAGUGUCAUCAGCAUAUAUGUGAUAACUAAGAUCAUACCUCCUAAUGAUAUCAGCCACAGGGGCAGUAUAAAGCAAAUAGAGAAUUGGGCCGAGGACAGAACCUUGUGGAACUCCAUAUUUGAGAUUGUAGGUGGAAGAAUAAGUGCCAUUGAUAUUGACAAACUGACUACGAGAUGACAAGUACGAUUUAAACCAAGCAAGAACAUUUCCACUGAUUCCAAAUCGUGCUGCCAAUCUAGAUAAUAAAAUCUCGUGCCCAGUGGUGUCGAAUGCAGCAGACAAAUCAAGAAGAACAAGGAUGACCGAUUGAUUCUUGUCCAAAGACUGCAAAAUAUCAUUUUGCACCCUUAAUAGAGAUGUCUCUGUGCUAUGAAAUGGCUUGUAGGCUGACUGAAAGACUUCAUGUAAUUCAUUUUCGACAAGAUAUUCAUUGAGUUGAACAAACAUAGCCCUCUCGACGAGCUUUAACAAAAAUUUAAGAUUCGAAACUGGUCUAAAGUUUUGAAAAAUAUCAGAGUCAGCAUUGACCUUCUUUAAUAAUGGAUCUAACAUUGCGAUCUUUAAAGGUUCUGGCAUUACUGCACUUUGCAAAGAGAGGUUAAUUAUCCUAGUGUAAAUAGGAAGUAACGAUUCUUUGCAUUCUUUCAAUACCAAAAUAGGAGCCAGGUCAAUUAGGCAGGACUUCAUCUUAGAAUUACUAAGUAGCUUCCAAACAUCACUAUCUGUCACUUGUCUGAAAGUAUCAAAUACCGACGUAGGACUUUUCUCAAUAAUAAUGGGUGCAACAAGAAGAUUCUUUACUAACACGAUUUCAUCAUGAAUUUUUUCAAUUUUAGUAGUGAAGUAAUCAGCAAAUGAAUUGUCAAGGCUCUUGUCAUCAUGUUCAUUCGGAUAUUGUCGAUCAGUAUUCUUCUGUAGCAACUUAUUUACUAUCCUAAAUACGGUAGUAAUUUAAAAUUGGAAGAGUUUUCUUUGAUCAAGUCGUUGUAAAUUCAUAUAUGAGUCUAUUUAAUUCAAUAAAUUCAUAUAUGAGUCUGUUUAGUUUCCUCUAACGCUAGAGCCUUUUGCUUCAAGGUAGAGUUUUGAUAAUUUUAAAAGGCGUUUCAAUUAAUAUUUUUAUUAUUAUUUAGGUGCUCAUUCCCACAUUCGUGGUCUUGGUUUAGAUGAUGCAUUGGAAGCAAGACAGGUAUGUCUAUAGUAGUAAGCUUGUAAUGGUAAAAGGUUUUUGUAGAUUGUAAUUUCGAGUGAAAAGAACCUUGAUCCUCCUAUUAAAGCAUUUAGCAAUAACUUUAAAGUGAAAUGUAAACCAAGGCUGUUCACAAUGAAAACAAUUUAAACAAUAAUGAUUAUCUGAUUCUGACAUACAGUACAUGUAUACAGUACAUACAUUGUAUCCCAGUCUGUAUAUACAUUUAAAAAACUCAUUAAUAAUUCAUGAAGAAAACACAAAGAAAAAUCAUAAGCGUGUCGUAUCUGUAUAUGUGAUACAGAUUCAUGUUGAUUUACAUAAACUUUAACUUUGAAUUUCUCGGCUUAGACAACGUUUAUUUUUAAAAUUACUUCGCCAUUGAACUCAUAAGAUGAGUCGUUUUUAAGCCAUUUACAACAUUCGCGUCCGUGUUGUAUCGGAUAUACAAACUCUCGCCUUCGGCUCGAGUUUGUAUAUCCGAUACAACACGGCCGCUCAUGUUGUAAAUAGUACUUAGAUUCUUGAUCUAAACUUAUAAAAGCAGAACUAACUGCAUUUAUUUCACCUAUUAAAAUGUCAUCAUCAGAUAUUACUUCACUAAAGUAAAGUUGAAGAAUUUGAAUAUGAUGAGAGAAACUUUUUACUGUCGAAAACUGUCAAACAUAUUCUAGGCAUUACAAGAGUUUUUAUCAUUCAUUUUUUUUUGUGUGUGUUUUGAUGUUAUGUAACUAUUCAGGUGAAUAUAAUGUUUUUGAUAUUACUGUACUCUGAGUGUAUAUCCACACCGGGCAGGCUGAAAAGUUAGCCUGCAGACCACGGUGGGAAUCGAACCCGCGGAAAAAUAUAGCCAGCCUUCUACAUGUAUCUCAUUCUCAUGCGGUUGAUUAUUCGUAAACUUUUGACAAAAAUUUUAAAUUCCUCAAGUGUCAGAGAGUUGCCAAUAAUAUUACCUCAAAAUCUUUACAGUUGCAAUCAAUGAUUCAUCCUCAGUCUAGAUAUAUACUGAGUAGUAUCGGGCCUUGUACUUUUUGUCCCACAGACGGCCAUAAUUGGAAUGUGUUAUAAUGCCGUCUGAUAUUAGAAUUAUCAAAUGUUUGAUUUUUGAAGGUUUCUCAAGGAAUGGUUGGUCAAGUGUCAGCCAGACGAGCUGCUGGAGUUAUUCUGGAGAUGAUCAAGGUUAGACAGUCGAGAGGAAUUUAUUUUCAUACUACAGAUGUUAGGUUGUAUGGCACAGCACAAAAACAUUCCAUUACAUAUAACCAUUCCAUUACAAAAGACAACAGCGUACUUUUGAUUGUCCAACCACACAAACUAAUAGGGGUGCACCGGAUUUCCGGCCGGAUUUAACGAAUUUUCCGGCAUCCGGCCGGAUUUAGAGAAAAUCCGGCCGGGUUUAAAUUUCUGUUUUCAGAAAUCCAAGAAUGGGAUAAACCAUCAAAAACACUUAUAUUAUUAUAAAAUAUUGAGUUAUUAACAAAAAGAUAUUUAAAAAAGGUUUAAACACAAUCAAAAAUCUAAUCUGACACUAACUAAAAAUAAUAAAUAAUAUAUUUUGAUUUAUCGCGAUAUUUUCAAUCACGAUCAUCGUAUCGAAGGCAGAAACGUUAGCGACGAUAUAUCGAAAUUAUCGUCAUGCUCGAUGACUAUCGUGAUAUUGCUUCACAUGUCUAUAUAGCUGUUAUAAAAUCCUAAAAAAAUCUUUAAUUCCCUAGAAAAUAUAGUUUUUAAAAGAAUUAAAGCUAUUUCCUGAAUUAAAUACGAAUUUAAUACGUUACAAAAGCUAAUAUUUAUAACAGGGUGGACUUCCGUCUACGCAUGCGCGAGAAACGUAAGCGUGGAGUGCACGUGAGCGCGGGUUAAUCGCGUGACUGAAUUAUAAAAACAAACAUCAAAUUUGCAAAAACUACUCGUGUUAUGAAGUCGUUUUCUUGUUUCUUUAGUGUUACUAUGCUCACAAUUUUAGGCAUUUCCAACUUAGAAGUGUUUGCUUUGGAAUAAGAACGUGAAAGUAGAAAUAAAAACUUUGUUGCAGCAGUUUAAUUUCGCAGUGCAAAUAUACCUGUUUUUAAUAUGUAUAUCCUUUUCGAAGUGAGAUAUAUACAAGUGCAAAUUGACCUUCUUUAAAUUCGUACUUGCCCUAUUUUUCACUACAUAAAAACUACUUCUAUCCGUGGAGAAACUAUUUGACUCCAAAAAUAAGCUUGAAUUUUUGUGGUGAUAUAGGCUCAUUUCUUUGCAAACAGUGAUUUAGUACUCGGUAGUGUAGUUGUUGUUUAUGAACAAGAGUCUAAAAUGAAUUCAACAUCCGUCAACAGAAAGGAGACGCGCUUAUUACUACUCUGUAGAGGAUAGACAAUUAAUUUAACUCACUAGGAACCCGUUCUACAAUAAAAACUAGAAAUCGGCCAACAAAUUGCCACGAAAUACUACAAUGAAAAUAGGGUCUCUGAACUACCAAUUUCACCGAACGGUCAAGUUUCUCUGCAAAGAUUGCCCCUUUGCCCAAUUUUCCUCGAGUAGAUCAUCGUGUUUUUAAGUCAAGGAUUAUGUAUACUUUAACAUAAAAGAAUAAAAAAAGUGGUGAUAAAGGGUAGAUUUUGAAUAAAAUACGAUUAUCUGUAUACAAGAUCUGAGCGUUAUUAUGAAGUACUCGAUGCUUUCUCCAACAACAUAUUGCGCUUAUUUUUUUACAAAAUUAAAAAUAUUCACACAUUAAAGAUAUGAAAAUGUAGCUUGCAUAACGAAGAAAUGUUGGCUUACCUAAGUUAUACCAUACACGUCGAUUAAAGUCAAGUAAAGCCCUUUCAAAGACGCGUGCCACAUUAAACUACAGGUCACAUGGCGGUAGAGAACUCGACGAAGUAUUCAGGAUAUUUCAUAGCCAGCUUAAACGCCACUGUGUAUACUAUUCCUGUGAAUUAUGAUGCCCAACACACCGGGUAACACAAUUUACCACUUUGUUCGGCUGUUUCAAGUACACUUUUAAGAUACAAGGUCCGAUCAUAUCAUGUUCUUCGAAGCAUCUGCUCAAAACAGCACAACAUAAAUAUCGCCACUCAUCUUCUUCGUAUGAAAAUAUAAGUUUUUCUUUCAAUUGCUUUGCUUUAAAAACAGUCAAUAGGUUGUUGAAGAGUUAGCCUGCAAGUUCCAAAGAAAAAAACCCCGAUGCUUUCAAAAACCAGUGAAUCACAAUGCAGAAAACUUCAACAUUCUUAGAAAUUGUAAGCAAAACAACAAAAAGCUAAAUUUGCGGGAAAAAGCUAAAUUUGCGGGAAAAAGCUCACGAAAAUAGUGCGGGCUCGUGAGCUUUUUCCCGCAAAUUUUGCUUUUCGAUGUUUUGCUUACAAUUUCUAAGGAUGUUGAAGUUUACAGCAUUGUGAUUCACUGGUUUUUGAAAGCAUCGGGGGUUUUUUCGUUGGAACUUGCAGGCUAACUCUUCAACAACCUAAUGAUUGUUUUUAAAGCAAAGCAAUUGAAAGGAAAACUUAUAUUUUCAUACGAAGAAGAUGAGUGGCGACAUUUAUGUUGGACUGUUUUGAGCAGAUGCUUCGAAGAACAUGAUAUAAUCGGACCUUGUAUCUUAAAAGUGUACUUGAAACAGCCGAACAAAGUGGUAAAUUUUGUUACCCGGUGUGUUGGGCAUCAUAAUUCACAGGAAUAGUGCACAGCAGGGUUUAAACUGGCUAUGAAAUAUCCUGAAUACUUCGUCGAGUUCUCUACCGCCAUGUGACCUGUAGUUUAAUGUGACACGCGUCUUUGAAAGGGCUUUACUUGAAUUUAAUCGACGUGUAAGGUAUAACUUAGGUAAGCCAACAUUUCUUUGUAAUGCAAGCUACAUUUUCAUAUCUUUAAUGUGUGAAUAUUUUUAAUUUUGUAAAAAAUUAAUCGCAAUAUGUUGUUGGAAAAAGUAUCAAGUGCUUCAUAAUAACGCUCAGAUCUUGUAUACAGAUAUUCGUAUUUUAUUCAAAAUCUACCCUUUAUCACCACUUUUUUUAUUCUUUUAUGUUAAAGUAUACAUAAUCCUUGACUUAAAAACACGAUGAUCUACUCGAGGAAAAUUGGGCAAAGGGCCGAUCUUUGCAGAGAAACUUGACCGUUUGGUGAAAUUGGUAGUUCAGAGACCCUAUUUUCAUUGUAGUACUUCGUGGCAAUUUGUUGGCCGAUUUCUAGUUUAUAUUGUAGAACGGGUUCCUAGUGAGUUAAAUUAAUUGUCUAUCCUCUACAGAGUAGUAAUAAGCGCGACUCCUUUUUGUUGACGGAUGUUGAGUUCAUUUUAGACUUUUGUUCAUAAACAACAACUACACUACCGAGUACUAAAUCACUGUUUGCAAAGAACUGAGCCUAUAUCACCACAAAAAUUCAAGCUUAUUUUUAGAGUCAAAUAGUUUCUCCAUCGAUAAAAGUAGUUUUUAUGGAGUGAAAAAUAGGGCAAGUACGAAUUUAAAGAAGGUCAAUUUGCACUUGUAUAUCUCACUUCGAAAAGGAUAUACAUAUUAAAAACAGGUAUAUUUGCACUGCGAAAUUAAACUGCUGCAACAAAGUUUUUAUUUCUACUUUCACGUUCUUAUUCCAAAGCAAACACUUCUAAGUUGGAAAUGCCUAAAAUUGUGAGCGUAGAAACACUAAAGAAACAAGAAAACGACUUCAUAACACGAGUAGUUUUUGCAAAUUUGAUGUUUGUUUUUAUAAUUCAGUCACGCGAUUAACUCGCGCUCACGUGCACUCCACGCUUACGUUUCUCGCGCAUGCGUAGACGGAAGUCCACCCUGUUCACCCUGUUAAUAUUUAUGUAUUUAAUAAUGCGCUGAACAAUGGAAUUGCAGGCUUUGCUUGCGCUGCGUGGCCACAGCAUUUGUGCCAGCAGAGACACAGUAGACACUGCAUAGACAGUUCUGGUUUAUGAACAGUAAAUAUUAGACUAGACAAAUCCUUCAUAUUUCUUUAAUUUGUUGUUUUACUUGUUUUUAAUAUACAGUAUAAGCUUACUAUGCGUUGAUAUUAAUUAAAAUUGAAAAAUGUGGUCAUUGUUUUUAUUUCAUUUAUCGCGAUAUCGAAUAUCGUGAUAAUUUCCUUGACAAUAAUCGUGAGAUAAUUUUUUUAAUAUCGCACAACCCUACAAAUGAUCUUUUAUGAUCAGGAAGAAAGUUUUCGUGACAAGAUUCAUCCCUGCUCGCCUGGCUCAUAUGAACAGCCCCUAAGAACAACUUUAGACAAACAUGAAAGAGUCACGUUGGAAACGUUAUGAUCAUAAUAUACGUUACAUUUUGUUUUCUCUGUCAAUCUUAGUUCAGUGUAUAAAACAAUAUGAUAAAUUUUAGGAAGGUAAAAUUGCAGGAAGAGCUGUUCUUAUAGCUGGACAACCUGGCACUGGGAAAACUGCAUUAGCAAUGGGUUAGUAUUGUUAUGUCUUGUAGCUACAGUAUUGUUAUGUAACCACACAGCUAUGAAGUUGCAACGUGCAUGAAACCAUUUAAAACUUUUGAAUAAUUGGUUGCAUGCUUCGAUGCUAAACUACCGUCGGGCCUCUAUAUUAGGGACCUUUAGCUACCAGGACAGCGACGGGUAUUAAUACAAUGAAAUCUAUGACAGUGUAGAAAGAAAAUGCAUAAUUAAAGGUCCCUUGCCCUUGGGAGUUUUAGACGUCCUUGCUUUGUUUACAACAGCAAACCAACGAUUUUCACGUUUUGUAUUGGCUUAGUUGAAGUCUUCUCGAAUAUAAACCUCUGUCUUAACCUUCUUAAACUGCAAUAAAUUCAUCAACGGAUAAUACAAAACAUGUUGUUCUGAAAGUUACUUAUUUGAACUAGUUUGUUUUGGCCGUCGUCGUCGCGUUGCCGUCACCUAUUUGCGAAAGGUCCCUACUGUAUAAUUAAAGGCCGAGACACACCGGAUAACUUUGAUCCUGGUUUGUGUUUUCCAAAUAUUUACAGUAGAAGCGCUAUAACAUUUUGAAUUGUUUGAUCUACAUAUCUUUUAAAAUUUCCUUUCAUUGGCUGUUUUAUUAACUUUCAAAAACUGAAAAAUUGCGCCGCGUUGUCGAAUUGCGUCCAGUGUGUCUCGGCCUUAACCCUUGCCACGAGGUAUGCUUUUGUUGCUGCUUAAUACAAAUUGCUGAAAAGUAUUCAUUCAGUAACCUGAAAUUAUACAAGUUAGAACAAAGGAAUUUCUGGGACGAUGACACGUGGCCAUUGAACAGGGUGUGGUUGCAUGGCUGGUUAAUAAUAGAGGGGGCUUUAUUAGAAAUUCGAGAUUGGUUAUUUUGAUUAAGAAAGCAUUAUGUUCAAUGGUAAGAUCAGAUUGAAGAACGAAUCCUCAACUCCAGUUGGUGGGAAUCUUAUUGCUAUGCAAAUAUCGUUUAGGUAUGGCUCAGUCAUUGGGUCCAGAUACACCAUUCACCAGUAUUGCUGGUAGUGAGAUCUUUUCUUUGGAAAUGAGUAAGACUGAAGCGCUCACUCAAGCUUUUCGACGCUCAAUUGGAGUCAGAAUCAAGUAUGUGCAGUAUUGCUGUAAAUGGAACCACUAGGAAUAUACUGGACACUGUGUUGCCAAUAUGCCAGUAUAUACUGGAUACUGUGUUGCCAAUAAUGGUGUUAUUUGGACAAUGCUUCACUAAUUUUCCUCAUAUAAAUAUAGUUCAUUGUUUAAGCAUGUACUUUAUCUCCUUAUGUAAUAAACAUUCGUGGCAUAGGCAAUUUCUUAAUACACAAAACAGCCAAACGUAAUAUUUUCGGUUUCAUGGUUCUAAUAAAAAUUCCAGUACUAUCAGAUAAAUAUCUGGCAAGAUUUUCCGUGAAACCGGAUACUGCCAGAUGUCUAUAUUUACCGGUAUCCGGCAUAUCCCAAAAACCACUACCACAAAACAUUAAAAUAGUUUCUACUGUGUGCCCUUCGUAAGAAAAGCGGGACCCUCCUGGCGAAGACAGUUCAGGCACAAACCACGGCUGCUACUAUAUGGCACUACUACAUACAUACACUGUUCCUGCCUGUUCUUUGGAGUGUUCUCUUCGUUGACUCCAUCGCAAGUGAUGGCAUUACAGUUUCAUUACAAGUGACAUCGUGUGUCUUUUUACGAGUGCAUUUUGAUGAUGAAUCAUUGCAUAUCGUGGCGUGGCAUUACGCUUUUUUGACUGAGUCGGAGUUCUGCGUGGUCUCUAUUCUGUGAUAGUAUCAUAGUAUACUCUUCAUCUUAUCUUUUUUUUACCAGGGAGGAAACUGAAAUAAUAGAAGGUGAAGUCGUUGAGAUACAAAUUGACAGACCUGCGACUGGAACGGUAAGAAAAAUAUUCAUUAUAAUCCAUGUAUUCAUUGUAUUGAACUGUCAGACUGUGAAAUCACCAUCUAGCUCCAGAAAGCUGUGAUGUGAAGGAUAUACAUCUACCUGAAAAAAAUAGGCAGAACUUCGACAUUUUGACAAGGCUCUUUUUCAGGCAUUUCCUUUACACUGCAGUUUUAUCGUCACCACUUGCACCAACCGUGCGAAAUUUUAUUGAUUCAGUUUACGAAGAUAACGAAAAAACCUCAAACAUAAAAGAUAUGUUAUUCUGACUGAGGUAUGCUGUGUUUGAUGGUUUGUUUAAUUUCUCCCAGGGUUCAAAACUUGGUAAACUGACAUUGAAAACAACAGAAAUGGAAACAAUUUACGACCUGGGCACAAAAAUGAUCGAGUCUAUAACGAAAGAGAAAGUACAAGCUGGGUAAGGAAAUAUUUAGGUUUCUCCUUUACACUUUUAUGUAGUAUUUCAACUCCGACUAGGAUUUGAAAUCUAGUCCAAUCCGAAUUGGAGCAUUUGAAAUGACAACUCGUACGAAUAAAUCACUAACUUGCAGCCAGUCUGCUAAAUAUAUUGUAUACGUUGUGCAUGUACUUCCGAUCAUAGUUUGCCAAGAUAUGAUGGUCUGGAGGUCUAGCAAACUUUAAAGCCACAAAAUAGAAGACCUUGACACUACUAUCCCUCCAGGUGAUCUUGAUACGCGGAAAAGUACUGGCACUAGUUGUCAAAUAGAAAUCCAUUUUAUGAUUAAAACAACUGAAUAUCUCCUGUAAUAUACUUUAUUUUGAUUCCAUAUUUUUGUUAGAGCUAUACUGUAGUUCUCAUAACCAAACAUAAUCACAAAAUUUCAACUAGUUUCAUAAAGAAUAACGAAAGAUAUAAUUGACUGAAUACAUCAAAAUGGAUUUCUAUUCGGACAACCCUUUCUGAGCGCUGAUUGGCUAAAAUACGAACACAAGAUCACCUGGCUAUUGUUAUUCCCUUAUACGAAAGAACAAUGAGCUGAAUCACCGUGACCGUGUACAAAUUAACAUUAACCCGGACAAAAACAACACAUUCUGUUCAGUUUCCAAACAAUCACAUCUUGAUUAAUUGUAGACUAUGUUCCUACUGCCUGCAAGAAAACACUGGAAAAAUGGCUUAACUCUCUAAAUCGUACCCAAAACUGGCUGUUUCUGCAGUGACAGUAAAAAUUUAAAGUGAUAUUGUGCCUUUUUAGAGAUAUCAUCACGAUAGACAAAGCGACAGGGAAGAUCUCAAAAUUAGGGCGAUCUUUUACCAGAGCUCGAGAUUACGAUGCCAUGGGGGCCGAG